Varanus komodoensis (Komodo dragon) is the source of this 1575-nucleotide messenger RNA. RefSeq names its product transmembrane protein 52B (gene TMEM52B). The transcript has 8 exons. Bases 923 to 1474 code for a protein of 183 amino acids. The record is from RefSeq and is a predicted model, not a curated record. Lineage: Eukaryota; Metazoa; Chordata; Lepidosauria; Squamata; Varanidae.
GUUUCCCGGGACCUCGGGAGAGACAAGGCUAUCAGCAAGCAAAAACCAGGCCAGAGCAUCAGCAGCAAACACCAGUGAAACAGAGCAGGGAGAAAACUGAAUCUGGAAGUAAAAUAGUUAUAGAAGCCACACCUAGCUUGAAGGGAAUGCUCAGUACAGUGAACUGGGCAAUCCUAAAGCAAACCAUGGACCAGUGUUUGAACAGUUUCCUGGCUGAGGCUUGCUCUUGACACUCAGAGUACCAGCUGCUCCAAGCCGACAUUGGCAGAAGAUUGCAAGAGUCAUUGCUGCAAGUCACCAGUGGAUAGUGAAGGAGAUGCUGAGCUAAAAUGCAAGAUGAUAAAAGGUUUUAUUCUGAAUCAAAUCAAAUCUUAGGGGCAGAAGCUCCUGAAGUUGCCCAGAUGAAAGACAGUUUCUGAAUACACUAAGUCUGCUGGCAUAACAGUGAGCUUAUUUGCAUGCUGUUCACUUUAGUGCAUGAUAAACUUUAAAUUUAUGCCUUAAAAAAACCACCAGCUGUAUGCAUGAGCUGUGUUCAGUUCUGCUCCUUGGUUUUACAAAUUAUGUCAGAGUAAAUGAUUCACCAACUUAAUUGAGACAGUAUUUUUGUAGCAGACAUUAACAAGUCUAUUUAGUUCCAACAACACUGGCCAGGCUUUUACAGAUACAGGUACCCCUGAGAAGAACUAUAGAAGAAAGAUUGAUGAGCAACUUUUGGAAAUAUACAGACUGAAAAAGAAGAUAUCAGAGAUAUCCAGAGAUAUCAUUAAACUUUGGAUGAUAGAGGACAAAAUAAAAGCAAACAGAAGCUGUGAUUUGUGAGUUUCUCUGUCCAUUAUCUUGGCCUGAAAACCAUGCAUGAAGAAUGUGAAUUAGAAAGCAGUCCCAACUUGAGAAAAGAGAAGAAGUAAUAUACCUACUGAUGGGAAAGUGCACCCGCAUUGUGACUAUCUCUGUUGUGACAUGUUUAUUUCAGAUUCCUCAGGUAAAACUGGAGGAGAGCUGUACAAACACUGCCCAAUGUUCAAAUACAAACUGGAUCCACCUCUGGUACAUCUGGCUUGUGGUUGCAAUUGGUGGGUUCUUCCUCCUUUGUGGACUUGUCUCUGUUUGUGUGAGGUGCUGUUGUCUUAACUGCCACGCAGCAGAGAAUGAUGCCAGCCACCAGCCAUAUGAGAUCACAGUCAUAGCAUUUGAUCAUGACAGCACCCUUCAAAGCACCAUCACUUCCCUCCACUCAGUGUUUGGCCCAGCUGCUAGGAGAUUAGUAGCAGUAGCUCGCUCCCACUGUGUUGUGCCAGCGGUGCAUCAGCCUGCUGGGAUGGAGACACCCCCCAUUUAUGAGGAAGCUGUACAUAUGAGUAGAUUCACAGUGGCUCGAAGUGGAGAAAGAGCUCUAGAUCUGGAGCCAGUGCCAGAGGAAAAACAGAAUACAGAUGAUGAAAAAGUACAUCCACAAGCAAAUUGUUCAUGAAGUCAAGGCUUCCAAGCCAAGCCUCAGCAAGAUGUGUCUAUGUUUCCUUUAAUAAUGACAAUGGGACUUCUCCUUGAAGAUAGCUAGAAAACGAGAUGCUG